Messenger RNA from Pelecanus crispus (Dalmatian pelican), 1175 nucleotides. The record is from RefSeq and is a predicted model, not a curated record. NCBI's taxonomy places the organism in Eukaryota, Metazoa, Chordata, Aves, Pelecaniformes, Pelecanidae.
GGCUGCCCAAGGCAGCAGUGAUCACAGAGCUGAAGCUGAUGAUGGUGGCCAACCUGAGUCGGCUCUGUGGCCUGCGGCCUGAUGAUGUCAUCUACACAACGCUCCCGCUCUACCACUCAGCCGGGCUGCUCAUCGGGGUGGGCGGGUGCUUCGAGGUCGGAGCCACCUGCGUCCUGCGGGCCAAGUUCUCUGCCUCCCAGUUCUGGGACGACUGCCGCCGCUACAACAUCACCGUCAUCCAGCAUGCGGGCGAGCUCCUGCGCUACCUCUGCAACAUGCCCAAGCGCGCCAACGAUCGGGAGCACAGCGUGCGCUUGGCCCUGGGCAACGGCCUGCGGGCAGAUGUGUGGAAGGACUUCCUCCAGCGCUUCGGGCCCAUCUCCAUCUGGGAGUUUUAUGGGGCCACCGAGGGCAACGCCGGCUUUAUCAACUACACCGGCAAGAUCGGGGCCGUGGGCAGAGCCAACAUGUUCCUCAAGUGUUUUGCUCCCUUUGAGCUGAUCAAGUACAACGUGGAGGACGACGAACCCAUACGUGACGAGCGAGGUCUCUGCAUCCGAGCCCACCCCGGUGAAACAGGGCUGCUGGUCAUUAAAAUCACCAAAGCCACCCCUUUCCACGGCUACGCGGGCGAUUCCCAGAAGACAGAGAGGAAGAUAUUGAGGGACGUCUUGGUCAAAGGCGACCUCUUCUUCAACAGCGGUGACCUCCUCAUGAUUGACCAUGAAAGAUUCGUCUACUUCCAUGACCGCGUGGGAGACACUUUCCGUUGGAAAGGUGAGAAUGUGGCCACGACGGAGGUGGAGGCCACGCUUGCCAUGGUGAACUUCAUCCAGGAGGUCAACGUGUACGGAGUGUCCGUGCCAGGGUGUGAGGGCAGGUGCGGUAUGGCAGCCAUCCGCCUGAAGGCCGGGGCGAGCUUCGAGGGUGAGAACUUCUACGCCUUCACCAAGGACACGCUGCCCAGCUAUGCUGCCCCCCGCUUCGUGCGGAUCCAGGAUGCCCUGGAGAUCACGGGGACCUUCAAGCAGUGCAAAGGCAACCUGGUCAAAGAAGGCUUUGACCCCAAUGUCAUCAAAGACCCCCUCUUCUUCCGCGAUGACAAGAAGAAAACCUACGUGCCCCUGAACCCCGACAUCUACGCCGCCAUCCUGGACAUGAAGCUCAACCUGUAG